Molecule: messenger RNA, 3045 nt
Organism: Cadophora gregata
Lineage: Eukaryota; Fungi; Ascomycota; Leotiomycetes; Helotiales; Ploettnerulaceae
Gene: FIG4
Product: phosphatidylinositol-3,5-bisphosphate 5-phosphatase
Exons: 3
Coding region: 1-3045 (1014 amino acids)
Biological process (GO): phosphatidylinositol dephosphorylation
Cellular component (GO): intracellular membrane-bounded organelle
Molecular function (GO): phosphatidylinositol-3,5-bisphosphate 5-phosphatase activity
Source: RefSeq, a predicted model, not a curated record
AUGGCAGAUCAAGAUGGCGGGCCGUCAAGGAGGGGGAGGUCGCCGGGACCGAGUGAUACCGCGAGCAACCACGUUCACUUCGAUACCACAAGCAUAUCCACAGAAACUGCUUCGAGGUCGACGUCUGCCAUGACCUCCCCGCUCACUAUGGACUUCAGAAGCUCAGACAUCAGUGAUCAGUCGCUGCCAAAGUUUCCUCCCUUGCACAACAAUCCACCGCAGAGUGCUGAGCAAUCGAAGAGGCCUUCUUCAGGAGAUGGUGACGACGACGACGACGAAGAGUGUACGGCGACACCGUUCCAGCGAAGCACAAGUCCGAACUCCGACAUGAAGAGAAAUAAAGGAGCGGAAUACGAGAAGGUUGGAGAUCUGGGGGUCUGCAAGAUGCACAAGUUUUCCCUGUACGAAACUGCCACAAGAUACUACUUUGUUGGAGCGGAUGUCAUGGACAGACGUUUUCGGAUCCUGAAGAUAGACCGGGCGGCUGAUUCUGGGAAUCUGAACAUAUCGGAGGACGAAAUUGUCUACACCAAGAAGGAGAUGAGUCAGUUGCUGAAUGCUAUUGAUGAUGGCAACAGAAGCACCGGAGGUAUGAAACUACGGUCGACCACUUGGGGUAUCAUUGGCUUCAUACGGUUCACUGGGGUGUACUAUAUGCUGGUGAUCACUAAGCGUAGUCAAGUGGCUGUGAUCGGUGGUCAUUUCACCUACGCUGUUGAUGCUACAGAACUCAUUCCAUUAACGACGGGCCCUAGCUCACGAUUCAAGCCGGAUCUGAGGAACACUGAAGAGUCCCGCUUCAUCGGUAUUCUCAAUAAUCUAGAUUUGACCAGGUCAUUUUACUACAGCUACUCUUACGAUAUCACUCGAACUCUGCAACACAAUAUUAUGGCAGAGAGAGAGGCAAUAGCCAAGGGCAUGCCUUAUCCUCAUGACCAAGAUUAUAAUUCAAUGUUCGUCUGGAAUAGCUACCUUCUGCAGCCUGCAGUUUCGGCCCUGAAGAAUACCUACGAUUGGUGUAUGCCAGUUAUUCAUGGUUACAUCGACCAAUCUGCUAUUUCAAUAUAUGGACGUACGGCCUAUAUUACCAUCAUUGCGAGACGCUCACGGUAUUUCGCUGGUGCACGUUUCUUGAAGCGUGGUGCGAAUGAUUUGGGUUAUGUUGCCAAUGAUGUCGAGACUGAGCAGAUUGUCUCGGAAAUGCUAACAACAUCCCUCCAUGCUCCUGGGCCAAAGCUCUUCGCCAGCCCAAAUUUCACUUCGUACGUUCAGCAUCGAGGAAGCAUACCACUCUACUGGACCCAAGAUAAUACUGGCGUGACUCCCAAGCCCCCAAUUGAGCUUAACUUGGUCGAUCCAUUUUACAGUGCUGCUGCUUUGCAUUUUGAUAAUCUUUUUGAGAGAUAUGGUGCUCCUGUCUACGUCCUCAAUCUCGUGAAGGCCCGAGAGCGAACACCUCGAGAAUCGAAACUUUUGCAUGAAUUCACAAAUGCAAUCAACUAUCUCAAUCAGUUCCUCCCGGCUGACAAGAAAAUCAUACACAAAGCCUGGGAUAUGAGCCGCGCAUCCAAAAGUCGUGAUCAAGAUGUCAUUGGCACACUUGAGAAUAUUGCCGAAGAAGUGGUCACGACAACUGGUUUUUUCCAGAACGGAGAUGGUAAGAUCACUAUGCCUAGAGUGCAAAAUGGAGUUGCGAGAACAAACUGCAUUGAUUGUCUGGAUCGGACCAAUGCAGCACAGUUUGUCAUCGGCAAAAGAGCUCUUGGCCAUCAGCUUCAUGCACUUGGGAUCAUUGCAGAUACAUCGAUUGACUACGAUACUGACACUGUUAAUCUCUUUACGCACAUGUAUCACGAUCACGGCGAUACGAUAGCCGUUCAAUAUGGGGGUUCGCAACUCGUGAACACCAUGGAAACGUACCGUAAGAUCAAUCAAUGGACAAGCCAUUCUCGAGAUAUGGUGGAAAGCUUCAAGCGAUACUACAACAACUCGUUCCUCGAUGGCCAGCGACAAGAGGCAUACAAUCUCUUUCUUGGGAAUUACAUUUUCGCUCAAGGACAACCCAUGCUCUGGGAUCUGGCGACAGACUAUUACCUUCAUCAUACAGAUCCUCGUGCUUGGUCUGGAAAGAGACGACGGAGCUACAUCAAUUGGUACACCCCUGAGUUCUUGGAGAAGAGGGUACUACCACCACAUCGUGAUCCUACAGGCUUCGUGGCCGCAAAACCACUCGGCUACUUCGACGAAUACUGGCUUGAGUAUUACAAACCUCUUUCUGUAUCAUCACUGCUCAAAGUUUUUUGCUAUAUGGGAAAACUCAAUUCCACAAUCCGCUACAUCCCCUUCCGCUCGACCCAGGAAGGCCGCUACGACCUUUCUCCCUUCAAAGUCCGAACUGAACUCGAUCAAGACGUCCCGGACAAGAAGAAAAUCAAGAAAGAAGUCACCAUCGUUGAUCCUGCAGACGAAACAGAAAACAUCGCAGCAGACGACGACAAUGCCUCCAUAAAAUCCGGUACCACAGCAAAUACAAAACGCAUUUCUAUUCAGCGCUGGCUACAGCCUAUCCAUGAGAAAAAUGACCACCAUCCUAGUAUCAUGAAGGAACCGCAGCAACCCACCCUCUCCCCGCAGAAACAAAAGCUUACCCCGCUUGACAAAAGCAAAGCCGCUCAAUGGACAUUCACACAAGUCGUUCACGAAUCGCUCAACCCUUCCGUUAGCACGCAAGAAACAGACGACUACGUGCGCUACAUUUCGCAUCCUCAAACCCUGCCUCUGGUCGUCAGCAACGAGAUUCCCACUGAGAUUGACGCAGAGUAUCUCGAAUAUGUGAACGGUAGUUGGGGCGACAUUGGCAUUGUGACUACUGGGGGCGAGGAGCCUAGCGGGAGUAGCGACGAUUUGGCGGAGGCAAGGGAUUUUCUGGCCGUGGGCGAGAAUCCGCUGAUGGUUUUUGAGGAGGAUUUGGGGAAGAAGAGGUAUAAGGCUUACAGGAAGUGGUUGUUGGGGAAGAGUCUGUUUAAACAGCAGCCUGUUGACUGA